UGUCGCGCACCAGUAUAGAAAGCGGCAUGGGAGCUCGCCAGGGCAGGUGGGCGUUCACACUGCCGCCCGAGUUGUUGGUCGGGAUCGCUGCGGACGGUGCAUCCCCCGCCAAUUAGCGGCAAUCAUUGGCGGGAGCUACGGGUAGCCACGUCACACCCGCCCCGCCGCUGAGUAGGCUCUGGCAGGGUAUUUGAAUCAGUCUGGCUGGGGUCGGGAUCGGCGACAGUGUCGCGGUCGGGUCACGCCCUUGAUUACAUCGAGGGCGUCUGGCGGCCUUAUGGCGCGCCGAGUCUCGCUCCCCGGCCUCCUCCUAGCAGGAAGGGACAGCCCCCGGGUUCCUGCGUGCGACGUACGGAACAGGAUGAAUGGCAGUAUUUAUUGUAAUAUGAAUGUGAAAAAUAUUACAAAUAUUAAUAAGAUUAAUAGUAUUAAUAUUACUACUAAUAGUAAUAUUAAUAAUGAUCAUGAACAGGCCAUCAAGGGCCUCUUCGAUCGGUCGAUGACGUCACGAGAACGACAGCUGGCGCUCCAGCUGACUGAUCCUCGCGGGCCGGGCGCCACGUGUCAGUCCCUCCGUGCGACACGGCAUCAGGGUGGCCGAAAGGACGUUGAACGCGGCAAUUCCGCCACUACGAGAUUUGGCGCGAAGUCGUCGCGUAAUCUUUCGUCAAGGCCAUGGAGACAGUUUCCUGCCAUUCUGUCCGUUGCGCCACGGCGCCUAAGAGUCGUCUCUGAGCAGAUAUCGCUUGGCGGGAAACGGCUAACUGCAGAUGAAGCGAGCCACGGGCGUAGCGAUGGUCAAUGGCAGCAUUAUCCGGAUCUGGAUUGGUCAGUCAGAAGGUUGGAGCUGAUGCAGGCAUGUCAAGCCCGACAGAACAGGGGCUGGCAUAUUCCUCAUGGAGUUCGAGACGCCGAGCGUGUAAUUGAUCGAGAGUGGCAAAGAGGGAAGAGGAUCGUGGUGGAACACGUGGUGCUGCUUAAGAUGAAGGACAAUCUGUCAGAGGAAGAGGAGAAAGAUAUGCUUGAUCAUGUCUUUACAUUGCAGUAUAUGAUACGUUCAAUUCUUGCGGCGCUUUCGGAUUACUACGCCAAUCCGUCUCUGACGUCUGUCUCCGAGAAGUACGUCAGCCCUCAUUGCGAAGAUAUGUUGGUUCUGGACUUUGAGGCGGAAGUGGACGAUGAUAUUGAGCCUGUGUUUAGACGAGGCGAGGAACUUUGCGCCAGCAAGUUUGAGUCAUGGGUAUACUCAUGGCGUGGUCGCCAGAUUCCCCUCAGACAGGCGGAGGAGCAGGAGAAGGAAGAGGUGGAGGAGGAUGGGGAGGAGGGGGAGGAGAAAGAGGGGGAGGAGGAGGAGGAGGAGGAGGAGGAGGAAGAGGGGGAGGAGGAGGAGGAGGAGUGAUUGGGUGCAUUGUGUGUUCGUGGUAUCUCUACCUACCAUGUUUUGCCGAAUAGAUAAUAGAACACAUAUCUCUCACGGAGUCUCACCUGCGUAGAGCACAGCAAACUUAAGGCACUUAGACACCAAACCGUGCACGAGAUUUACCUGCAUCAUCAGGCUGCAUGUGUGUUUUAUUUAUUUUUAACUUCCGUGCAUAGACGGAGGGGAAGCAACAGCUCUCUCUCACCUACGUAGAACACUCGACACACCAUGCGCAUGAUUUUUUUUUAACUGCUGGCCCAGUGCUGGGUAGUUUUUGAACUUUAAAGUUUAAAGUUCGAUCACAUUUUGCUAGUCAGGUAUAGGUCCGUUCCUUACGAAUGCCCAUGUGUUCCAUUUGACAGGAGACAGUUUGCUUGGCGAUACACGGAGGGGGAGUAUAUAUUCCUCACAAACGCCAAUGUCGGUUAUAUUUUAACUGCUGGCCCAGUGCUAGUCAGGUAUUCACAAACGCAAAUGCCGGUUACUUGUAUGACCACCGUCAGAAGACAUCCAUAUUUUUCUCCAUGAAGGUGGUUCAUUUCCUUGUGACUGAUGUAUGAUGCAGAUCUCAGGUCGGUACAAAGGAGUCGCCAUUGUGAUGA
Chara braunii is the source of this 2022-nucleotide messenger RNA. The record is from the annotation of a GenBank genome assembly. NCBI's taxonomy places the organism in Eukaryota, Viridiplantae, Streptophyta, Charophyceae, Charales, Characeae.